GCUGCCUUUAACUGAGCGCGCGCGGUAUCUGGUCCGUGCCUUCUCUUCUCUAAAAGGGAAGUACUUUUUUCUGACUGGAGUCAUAUGAUGCGACCAUAGGGAAACAGGAACACGCCUGCUAUAAAGGAACCACUGGUCUUUCCCACAGAGUUGACAGAAAGUUUCCGACUCUACAAAGAGGAACACAACCUUUUCCAAAAGAAAGUUAUCCGCGGACGAUGAUGUCAGCGUCGGGACCAGACUCCGUAUAGCUGACAGCUUCCCUAGCCAUGUUGACAGCCUGUCAUAGCUUUGCUGUAGCAACUGUAACAUAUUGCGAGGUAACUAAUAUUUAAUAAUAUGGCGUAAUAGAGCACCAAACAACCAAAUAGAGCACCGUACGGCACCAAUAUGUCAUUUGGUCUCCACACUCGUGUAACCGGCAGCGUGGCCGCCCGAAGCCUUUUUGCGGUUUUGACAGAACAAUGAUUGACCUCAAUGCACGUCAAGUCUUCAAGCAAGAAAACUACUUUUUAAAGACCAUGGUUACCAAGGAGGAAUUGGAAGAAAGGCUAAAGAAACUUUUGGUGAGGCUGAAAACUCCCCAAGAGGACAGACAGCUGAGCACGCUGAUUCAAAUCAUCCAGGAUCUGCUUUUCCUGGCGAACGCAGACGAUGCAGCCGAUUUGUUUGAAGAUAAAAAUGUCCACGUCCCCCUCAUGGUGGUGCUGUCCACUCACAGCAGCAGCAGGAGAGUCCAGCAGGAGGGCUGGUCUCUGUUGUGUCACCUGAUUGAAAUAUGCCCCAGCACUUUGGAGCAGCUAACUAAACCCCUGCAGGAGGCUAAGGAGUGGGAGAUACUGGCUGUGCACCAGCAGGUCCUGAAGGUGCUAUCCCAGUACAGCAAAGACUGUGGGGUGGUCAUGGUUGGACUUAGAGUGCUGGCUCUCCUGCUCAGAUCAGACAUGAUUCCUCUGCUGGUGUUGGAGGAGGAGGAGGAUGUAUUUGGCCUGUUGGUGCAGGCGAUGAAGACGUUCCCCGCGAGCGAGGAAGUGCAACUCCAAGGCUGUGAAGCUCUGCUGCUACUGCUGGAUAGAGUGAGUGAUGACCACCUUGUGGAAUUUGUGGAGAACCAAGACCAUGUGGUGGUACUCUCUGCUUUGCAGAAGUUCCUGGACAGCCCAGAGCUGCUCCUGCCUGCUAUGAAAGUCCUGCUUCCCCUGGCUCGCCCCGCCAGUAACGUAGAGGUUCUGAUGUCGGGGGGUACUCGAUGUUAUAGCGCGGUCAUCGCUGCCAUGGACGCCUUCCCGGAGGUGGAGGAGCUGCAGGAGACGGGCUGCUGCCUGAUCAGGAGGCUGACAUCAGAGAGUUACUACAACAUCCUGGUGCUUAAUGGAGUCCAGAGAGUGGCUGUGAGAGCUUGUCAGACUUUCCCUGAUAACGCCACACUGCAGUCCGCCGCCCUCUCCUGCCUCGCUGACCUGACGGCGACCAUCGUUGAGAACAAAGCGGUGGCCGAGCAGGGCCUGGAGGAGGGAGAGGAGGCAGAGAACAGGGGGAAGGAGGAGGUGGACUACAUGGGUCUGGGCUGGAUGGAGGACUGCUGCACAGCCCUGGAACUCCACGCCGCCGAGCCGGCCGUUCAGGAAGCUGCAAGCUGGGCCAUCCACAACCUGCUGCUGCACGGGGCCCCGGUGGACCCGUCGGAGGAGGAGCAGGAUGAGAGGACUCCCGUUCACAGACAGUUGAUGGCAGCCAUGCUGCUGCACUCCUCGUCUCCCAGCGUCUUCAUCGCUGCCACCAGUGCCAUCGGCACACUCAUCACAAACAACAGUGAGUCUUCCUCAGUGCACGAGAGUGAGUUGUGGAGGGCUGAGAAAUGGUGGCAGGCUGGGUCCCAGGUUGAUGGAGGCCUGGCAAAGGGUAGCAGGCUGCUGGAGGGGCUGAGCUGGAUGCCGCAAGGAGACCACUGGAAGAUGCGAAAAAGGACUGCCAACCUGGAUGAGCUGAGCAUGGCCAUGAGUCAAAUUCUCAGCACCAUGAAAGUCCACAACUUCCAGCUGGAGGUUCAACUAGAGGCACUGCAAGCCAGCCUGGUUUUCCUUUGCCCGGACCGGAGUUUGAGGGAGCACGGCUCCUCGGUGGUGGAUCCUGACAUGGCCGACGUUUCUCUGCGGGUGCUGAAAAACCAGUGUGUGGUGGAGGGGGCUCACACUCUCUACCUGGAGGUUCUCAACAGGUUUAUUCGCAGUUCCACCUUGCAGAGGUGUGGUCUGAAGGUGCUGUCCACCCUGGCUGAGUGCUCCGGUGCAGUGGACCUGCUGUGCCAGCAGGGGGCGAUAGACACCGUGCUUCAUACACUACAAAUGUUCCCACAGGAACGAGAGAUACACUACUGGGGUCUGACGCUGCUCCACUACCUGGUGUCCAAAAAGAAGCUGUCCAGGAUGAUCGUGCCUGUCCUGGCCUCUGUGGUGGUCACCUCUCUCGUCCAGUACAGAGAGGACUCGGAGAUGCUGCUGAAGUGUAUUCAGGUGGCGCUGAGGAUGCUGGACGCCUGCUCGGGAGCGGCCGCCGAACUGCAGAGAGAGGACUUCGACAGGCACAUCUUCCACCGUCUGAGAGAGGAGAUAGAUCAGAGCAUCAGCCCUCUGCGGAAGUCGAUGUGCGUGGCUCUGUCCAAGAUGUGGUGCGACUCUGAGCUGCACUACAGCAUGCUGGAAAAAGCCUGCCUGGACGGAGACACCACCAUGGCCGAGUGCCUGAUGGAGAUGGGCGCAGACAUCAACAGGAAGUCAAAAACAGAGUCUCUUAUUUAUCAGGUGUGUGAGAGAGGCGGCCCCCUGGAGCUGGUGGAGCUGCUGCUCAGCCGCGGGGCCCAGGAGCAGCACGUCCGGCGGGCCCUGACCGUCAGCGUGAGGAGGGGCGACGGGCCCGCCGUCAUCCAGCUGCUGGCCCGCCUCGGCCUGGACCUGAACAACGCCGCUCUCUGCCUGGGCGGCUUCCGCCUGGGCCGCCUGGACGCCGCCUGGCUGAGCCCCCUGCUGGCCGAAAAAGCCAGAGGUCACAGUCUGCGAGCCAGCAACAGUAAAGGGAUGAGUCUAGCGAGGUACAUUCAGUCUUUGCAGAGGUCAAAGAGCAUCAACUGCUUUUCCAGACUGAUGUCUGACCAGUGUCUGACCUCUGGCUACAUUUCUGACGAGAGCGACGACUCCAGCUUCAGCAUGGUGUCGGCGGAGGACUGCCUGUUCCUCUGCGACGACAUGGAGAGUGACGGAAGUGAUUCAGUGUCAGGCCCUCUAUCUCUAAAAUCCUACAACAACUCAGCAGAGGAGCUGCGGGGUGAGUCGUUCAAACGGAAGCAGGGACGACGCAGACACGCCAGCGCGGAGAGCGGACAAACUGAAAGCGAGGGCAGCGAACCCGUACAGAGGAGAUUUGGAAGGAGCGUCUCCAGUCAGAAAUUGCUGGGUUCUGGUGAGAACUCUACAGCCUUGCCCAAAGAGAGGGAGCGGAUCCGCCUGUUGGAUUUGUCGGGGAACGAGUUGGACUCCCUGUCCUGUCUACUGGACGACAUCUUCGAGCUUCUGUCUCUGCCCGCGCUGAACGUGCUGAACGUCUCCAAGAACUGCAUCGGCCCCGAGCUAACCUUUGACCCCGCUGUCAGCUGCCCAUCGCUAAAGCAGCUCAAUCUCUCCUUCAACAAAAUAACAGCGUUCCCUCAGAAAAUGGGCCUCACCAUGGAGCAGCUAGAGGAGCUAUCUAUGGAGGGGAACAGCAUCGUUGAGCUGCGCACACCCCUGUGUCUGCCGGAGAUCAGGCUGCUGGAUGUGAGCAAGAACAGCAUCCAGGAGAUUUUCCCUAACUUCCUGGACGGCUGCCCCAAACUGGAGACUUUUAACGCCUCCGUAAACAAAAUCAGUUCUCUGUCCCAGCUGCCAGCCAAGAUCACCGCCAUAAAGCUAGCCAACAACAGCUUCUCCCACAUUCCCGAGGCCAUACUCGAUCUCCCAAACUUGCGUUCAGUGGACAUGAGGACCAAUGACAUUUCUGUUCUGCCUGGCCCGGGACUCUGGUCGUCCAGCAACAUCAGGGAGCUGAUUUUCAGCCAGAACUGCAUCAAAGCUCUGGAUCUGAGCGGCCCCUUGCACAAAUGGGCCCGACUUGAGAAGCUGCACCUCAGCGAGAACCAGCUGAGCGAGAUCCCGCCACAGAUCGGCUCGUUGGAGGGCCUGACCUCGCUGGACGUCAGUCGCAACACGGGCCUGCGCUCGUUCCCGGAUGAGAUGGGAAAACUGGGCCGGCUGUGGGACCUGCCACUGGAAGGCCUCCGGCUGCAGCUGGACCUCAAACUCAUCGGCAGUAAGACCAAAGACAUCAUCAGAUUCCUGCAGCAGCGCCUGAAGAAGGCCGUGCCCUAUUACCGCAUGAAGCUCAUCGUGGUGGGCAACGCAGGCAGCGGGAAGACCACCCUGAUCCACCAGCUGAUGAAGCUGAAGCGCAGCCAGCCCAGCGCAAAGCACAACGCCGUGGGCAUCCACGUCCUGGACUGGGCCAUAAGGGAGAGGGACAAGAAGAAAAUGGUGCUGAACGUGUGGGACUUUUCAGGCAGCGAGGAGUUCAGUGGCUCUCACCCACAUUUCCUGACGUCCAGAGCUCUCUACUUGGUGGUGUACAACCUGAGCAAAGGAACCAGUGAGGUGGACGCCCUCAAACCCUGGCUCUUCAACAUCAAAGCAGUCGCUCCACUGUCUCCAGUCAUCCUGGUGGGAACGCACACGGACAUGAGCGAGGAGUGGCAGCUCCAGGCCUGCCUGUGCAAAGUCAGAGAGGAGCUGCUCAACCAUCAGGGCUUCCCCACCAUCAGGGAUUACCACAUGGUCUCCUUCUGCGAGGACUCCGACUCCAUAGCCAAACUCCGCAAGGCCAUCAGCCGCGAGGUCACCGGCUUCAAGGUAAAAGGAGGUUCUUUUUUCACACCGGGGAGUCACACGCUCACCUCAGCUCUCACGCAGAUCCAGGGCCAGCCCGUUAUGGGCCAGCUGGUGCCCGACAGCUACGUGGAGCUGGAGCGCAGGCUGUUCCAGGAGAGGAGCAGCGUCCCCCCGGAGUUCCCCGUGCUCAGGCACCACCAGCUGCUGCAGAUCAUCCAGGAGAGCCAGCUACCGCUGGAGGAGGCCGAGCUGCCCCACGCCGUUCACUUCCUCAGUGAAGUGGGGAUUUUACUGCACUUUGAUGAUCCGGCAUUUCAGCUUCAAGAGCUUUAUUUUAUCAGUCCACAAUGGCUGUGCAGCAUCCUCUCCCAGAAUCUGACCCUAAAGAGCUGUGGUGUCUGGGAGCAGUCCAAAGGUGUUGUUCAGCGCUCGGUGGUGGAAAAGCUCCUGUUUGAGACCAAGUGUUUCCCUUUGAGCCAUCUGGUCCAGUUCUUCAAACUUUUGGAGAAGUUUCAGAUCGCUCUUCCCUUCGGCGAGGACCAGCUGCUCGUCCCCGGCAGUUUGUCCAAGCACAGACCUGAAAUAGAGCUGCCUCACUGUGAGAACUCAGAGAUGAUUGUGCGUCUGUAUGAGAUGCCAUACUUCCCCAUGGACUUUUGGUCUCGGCAGAUCAGCCGGCUGCUGGAGGUCUCCUCCUGCUUGCUUUUUGGGAGAGAAAAAGCGCUUCGGCCGAACAGGAUCUACUGGAGGAGAGGCAUAUACCUGAACUGGUCCCCGGAGGCCUACUGCCUGGUGGAAGCCGCCGCAGAGGAGGGAAACCCCUCCAGCUUCGUCAGAAUAACUGUGCCGUCGUCACGGAAAGGUGUCGGAGAAGCAUCCAGAAAGAACGGUCGGAUGCUGCUGGGCCAGGUGGUGGACCACGUGGACUCGGUGCUGGAGGAGUGGUUCCCCGGUCUGCUCAACACCGACAUGCACGGCAACGGCGAAGCCCUGCUCAAGAGGUGGGCUCUCUACAGCUUUGAGGACGGACAGGAGCCCAGCAAAAUUCUACUGGAGGACCUUUUAAGCUUUUCUGAUAACGACUUUCUGCUGGUGAACCCGGAUGAUCCCCGCUGCACGCUUCCCAUCUCUCAAAUAGCUCCAGACUUGGUGCUGAGUGACCAGCCCGCGGGCACAAUACUGGACAGUGAGGAGCUGGAAGUAGACAUGUGUCAAGAGAAUCGCCUAGGUGAUGGCGGGUUUGGAACUGUGUAUCGAGGCGUCUACAAGAACGAAGAAGUUGCUGUAAAGAUAUUCAACAAACAUGCAUCAGAGCUGUACAUCUACAGGCUCCUCAGACAGGAGCUGGCGGUGCUGGGUCGUCUGCGCCACCCCAGCCUGGUGGGGCUGCUGGCGUCCGGCUCGGCCCCCCAGGUCCUGGUGAUGGAGCUGGCUCUGCGAGGGUCUCUGGACGCCCUCUUCGUGCACGAGAGUAGCGGCCUCAACCAGAAGCUCCAGCACAGAAUCGCCCUGCAGGUGGCCGACGGACUCAGGUACCUUCACUCGGCCAUGAUCAUCUAUCGAGAUCUGAAGCCUCACAACGUCCUCCUGUUCAACCUGAAAACCGACUCGGAGAUCAUCGCCAAAAUCACCGACUACGGCAUCGCUCAGUACUGCUGCAGCAUGGGGGUGCGGAGCUCCGAGGGCACGCCAGGUUUCCGAGCCCCAGAGGUUGCCCGGGGCAACGUGAUCUACAACCAGCAGGCCGACGUCUUCUCCUUCGGCCUGCUGCUGUACGACCUGCUGACGUGUGGGGAGCGCAUCUCAGACGGCAUGAAGUUCCCCAGUGAGUUCGACGAGAUCGCAGUGCAGGGAAAGCUGCCAGAUCCGGUGGAGCACUACGGCUGCUCGCCGUGGCCUGGCUUCCAGGCGCUGAUGAAGGACUGCCUGAGGGGAAACCCACUGGAUCGACCCACUUCUGCUCAGGCGAGAAUAGAAACACAACAGACAGAGGGGCUGUUUGGUAGCGUGUUUGACAGACUGAACUCGGGGGAAAUGCUGUGUCUCAUGAGGGAGCUGCGUGUCCCCCGGGCGUUCAGCGCCGAGUGCAUGGCGGUGAGCUCCGGACACAGCGAUGGCCUCCGCCCCGCCGCCUGGCUGGGGGGGGGCAGCAGCUCGCAGAGGCGGGGCUACGUCGCCGCCGUGGACCUGAACACCGACGCCGUCACCACACAGAAAGUGGACACCAGCCCCGUGCUGUGCCUAGUGACCGUCCAGAUCCCACACCAGGCCUGCGACUGGCUGGUGGCAGGCACCCAGUCGGGCUCCCUACUGGUCAUCAGCACCCAGGAUUUGUCCACCUGGCACCACCUGCAGAGCCUCAGCGACGCGGUCACCUCCCUCUACUUCCACCUGCACCCCCGCCGCUCCCAAAGGAAGAAUUACUUGCUGGUUGGGACAGCAGAUGGCGUUCUCAGCAUUUAUGAGGACAGUGUGCUGAUGCGUGAGAACGGCGAGCCAGUCAAAACUCUGAGCGUGGGCAAUGUGAACACCCCGCUGCUGUGCCUGGGUCAGUCGGCCGACCCGCCGGACGGGCGGUCAGUGUGGGCCGGCUGCGGGGCCAGAGUCCUCUGCCUGUCCACCGACUACGACGUCUGCAAGUCCAUCGACACCAGACCCAGCCUCCCCUCCCAGCAGGACCCGGGAGGCGGGGCCUGGCGGCAGAGCGGCCGCGGGGGGGCGGGCGCCAGCCCCCCCUGGGCCACGGUGAAGGCCCUGCUGCUGCAGGGCUCGGCGGCGCUGUGGGUGGGCACCCGGGGGGGCCACCUGCUGCUGCUGGAGCUCCACCAGCGCCAGCCGCUGCAGGUGCUGGCGCCGGGCGCCGCCUCCGUCCGCGCGCUGGCCUCCGCCUUCAUCCGUACGUACCGCCGGGGGGGCCGGGGGCCGCCGGGGGGGGGCCGGCUGCAGCAGCGGCUGGUGAGUGGCGAGGCCUGUGUUUCUCGAGUGGUGGUGGAGAAACUGGUCUACCUGAGCAAGUGUGGGCUGUCCACUGUGGAGGUGUGGGACAAGCGGAGCGAGAGGAUGGUGGACUGCAUCGACGCCGCUCAGAUCAUCAGGCAGGCCCCCCCCUCCCCCCCUCCCUCGCUUCGUCACCUUUUCCACCUCUGUGACCCGGGGGGCGGGGCCUGGCGGCAGAGUGGCCGCGGGGGGGCGGGCGCCAGCCCCCCCUGGGCCACGGUGAAGGCCCUGCUGCUGCAGGGCUCGGCGGCGCUGUGGGUGGGCACCCGGGGGGGCCACCUGCUGCUGCUGGAGCUCCACCAGCGCCAGCCGCUGCAGGUGCUGGCGCCGGGCGCCGCCUCCGUCCGCGCGCUGGCCUCCGCCUUCAUCCGUACGUACCGCCGGGGGGGCCGGGGGCCGCCGGGGGGGGCCGGCUGUAGAACCAGAGCAGGGCCGGGUUUAGUCUCUGCGGCGCGUCAGGAGACGUUAAACUGGAAGAACGUGGUGCUGGUUCUGGCCCGAAGAUUCCCACAAGACAAGAAUGAGGAGUCCGUGCUGAUGGUGUGGAACAGCACGCUGCCCAUGGAGGUGAAAGAGCUGAAGAAGCACUGCCAGAAGAGGGAGCGCAUGGCCAGCAGGAUGAGGGAGACGCUGCACCAGGCCUGA
This is a messenger RNA of Menidia menidia (Atlantic silverside), 8555 nucleotides long. The record is from the annotation of a GenBank genome assembly. NCBI's taxonomy places the organism in Eukaryota, Metazoa, Chordata, Actinopteri, Atheriniformes, Atherinopsidae.